Homarus americanus (American lobster) is the source of this 3272-nucleotide messenger RNA. RefSeq lists its product as uncharacterized. The transcript has 4 exons. NCBI's taxonomy places the organism in Eukaryota, Metazoa, Arthropoda, Malacostraca, Decapoda, Nephropidae. The record is from RefSeq and is a predicted model, not a curated record. Bases 1960 to 2655 code for a protein of 231 amino acids.
AAUUUUUUUUUUACCAGUCGGAAUACUGAUCCAAAUUACUCAUGAACAUAAAAUAAUUUGGGUAGACCCGUUUUGGAGGUUGCUGUUUGUAGCUACACCCGCUGCCACCAGGUAUUGUGAACUUCCCCAAAUAAUUAUCAUUAUAGUAUCUGAAAUGUCUAGAUUAGAGACAAUGGAUAUGUUGUCAUACUGUUAGAGGAACAGUGUAAAGAUCACUUGAAUAUUUUCAGAUUAUACUGCUUUAAUUUUAUUGGUUGAAUCAGUCGACCCAAUGCCCGCCUCUCCUGACUGAUUGACCACCAAUGCCUUUUGCGUGUUAGAUCACCAAGGAGAUGAGACAAAUAAGUGUGUACGAAGUUCUAACCCCUCCUACAAAAUUUUCCUCGCAUUCUAACUAGUUCAUUUGGUUUGUGUAUUCACGCCCUCCAAUUACAGUAUGACGGCUGAAACAAACAGUUCGAGUCCCUCAGAGCACCUGGGAAGUGUUGAGGCAAUGUUAUAUAAUUGACUCUCUGGGCAAACUUGUAUGCGAUGACAGUUACAAGUGCACAGAAUUAUCAGAAUAUGACCCAUUUUCUGUUAGUCAUCUGAUCAGUGUGUGGUACUCUCAUGGUUAAGUGACUUAAGUCAUUAACUUGUGUGUUGAGUGUGUAUAUGUGUAUGUGUGUGCGAGUGUGUGUUUGAGUAUUUAGUAAAUAAUCUCUGUUUGCUGCAUUGUUGCUUCACUCACCUCUCAUUUACAGGUACUGUGGUUGUCGGGCACACUAGGGUGGCCCGUUAUAAUACAUCCUUCAUUCCUCACACAGCCAAACUGUGGAAUGCUUUGCCUUCUUCUGUGUUUCCAUCCUCUUACAAUCUGCCUCGCUUCGAAAAACUGGUUUUCCGGCAUAUUCGUGGUGUAGAUUAACGUAUUAUUUUCUCAUGUCUCCCCCUCCAGGCCCCGUUUUGGGUCGAUGACCUGUGGCCGGGUGGGCUAUUCCCCAUAAAAAAAUGUGUGUGUGUGUGUGUGUGUGUGUGUGUGUGUGUGUGUGUGAGUUCUUGUCAUGGAGAUAUUCAGUGGGGCGUCAAAAGGAAAAGAACUCUUGCAUUAUCCCGUCAAGUCAAUAUGUACACUCCAUUAACGCAGAGAGAGAGAGAGAGAGAGAGCCAUAAAAACCAUUUCAUGUACUUUAUACAUAACGUUUUUCACAAGACUCCACUAGCACACACACACACACACACACACACACACACACAUUUUGUCAAUACUUCUGGAAAUAAAAACAGUUUGAUCUGAAAUGGAAGAGAAUACGCCAGAGUUACUGCUGUAAAGGUUAACUAUAUAUAGUAAUAGUAAAAGUUAUAUAUGGAUGGAGAAGAGAUAAAAUGUUGAACGGUAUCGGUAACUCUAACAGGCAACUACCGCAGGGUUAACAACAAAAAGUAAAGGAGCGUUAACUCUAAUAAAACAACAGCAACAACAGCAUUACUCUCAUUAGCAUACGAGUAUUAUAACAGGUAAGGGAUAAUGGUAGAUUUGGUGAGAUUAAUAAGUCUCCGUCCAUAGUGACAGGUGAUGUCUUUUAUCACUGAGAGAUAGUAUUCCAUCUACCUGUCAAUUAAGCUUCCCGGAAGCAAAACGUCCCAGCUCGGCGGGAAAAAAAAAAGUCCCAGAGUCUAAGCAAAUUUCAGGACCCUUUCAGUGAAUUUUUGGGUUAAUUUUUUGUUAUGGUAUUAUUUAGUCUACAACACUGUCAACUGUAUCAUCAAUAACGACUACAACACCGUCAACUGAAUCAUCUACAACGACUACAACACUCAACUGAAUCAUCUACAACGACUACAACACUGUCAACUGAAUCAUCUACAACGACUACAACACUGUCAACUGAAUCAUCUACAACGACUACAACACUGUCAACUGAAUCAUCUACAACGACUACAACACUCCCAGAAACAUCACCUCCUUGCUGCCUGACUAUGCCCCCUGAAGUUCAGCAGGAAAUUGCAUCCCUCAAGGAGAACAUGUCUCUGAUACAGACUAAAAUAUCCCUGGUGACUCAGGAACUGGUGGAGUGUAUGAACAACGCCACUAUUCUCGAUCGUGCCAUAACGCUUACUAAUACCCUACGUGACCUGGUGUUAAGGCUGAAGGAGGUCUUCGUCAGGCUCCAGCAGUACCAGACCUUACCUCAGAGGAGCAGAUACAAUGAUGCUUGCGGGUCAAUUGAGCGAUCGCUUUUGCAGAGGAGCUUAAGUGGCAUGGCCGAAGUGGAAUGUGGGAUGAGGAGCGAGAAGGUUGUGGAAGCUCUGGAGGAGAUGAUGAGGGCCGCCAGGGAGAUGGCCAGCGACCCCACACAACACCAACUGCAAGACAACACCAUAUGUGCCACUCGGCACCUCGUCAACACCUUCACUGCGUUAAUACGAGGGUCGGAGGUACUGAGUAGAGAGGAAUCUGCCACCUUGGACCAGCUGCUUCAGCAAUUGACGACCGCCAAGAUGGAUCAAAUUCACCGCGCCAUUAGUGACAGUAAACAUGCCAACGAUAUCUGGGAGACAACCCUAACGGCGGAGCUCGAGGCACUCGCCCAUGUUAAGGAAGACCUGAACGAGAAGAUACAGGAUGUCCAGAAUCGGCAACAGCAGGAGCAUCAGGACAACAAUGAGACUUAGAAACCUUAUUAAACAGUAGAGGAAUGUAGAGCAUACAAGGGACCUCUCCAUAGUGAAGCCAACACUAUUUUCAGGAUGACUUCGAAAGGUUUUGAUGACACAUCCAUACCCGGCUGGCUGGAUUAAAGGUAAUUUUAGGGAUAUCUUAGAACAAUUUAUUCAAAGAAAAGCAAAAUAUGAAUUGAUGAUAAUUAUAUGGUCAUAGUUAAAGACUUGACAACUAAUGUGAAUUGAUAAUAAGUACUGGGUUAUCAAUUAGGAUUCUCGACCUCGUAUGUCAGAUAAUUCUUAGAAAAGCUUCACUUGUGUAAUACUGGAACAUUAAUAUCACUGUAUCUUGUUAUCUUACACCAGUUGUCACGUUAUCUAACAACUGCUAUUAUGGUUAUCUUACACCUGUCAUGUUAUUUAACACCUGUUGUUUUGUUAUCUAACACAUGUUAUGAUUUUAACUUAUACAUGUUAUGGUGUUAUCUAACACCUAUUAUUUUGCUAUCUGGCAUCUGUUACAAUGUUAUCAUACACUUGGUAACAUACAUGUUAACACAUUUUAUAAGAUAUAUUGUUCAAAUACUUAGGAGAUAAUAAUUCCCGCCGCAUUAAAUUAUUUCAUAUCG